GUGGCGACUGCUGAGGCGGCGGCGGCGGCCUUUGUAGCGCGCACGCGCUACGACGAAGAGCUUCUCCCAGGUGACCGGUACAAAAUGGCAGCCCCUCCCGAUUAGACGCCCAAGGCAGUAAAUUGGCAAAGCUCACGAGUCACGUUACGCACGCCACGGGAAUCUAACAACACAUCAAUCGACUCACAUGACACCGAGAAGAAGACGGUGGGAAUAAACAAGUGCAAAUCCAUGAUAAGAAAAAGUUCUCGCCUGGAGUUAUCGGGCUAUUACAACAGCGACGGUCAGCCCGUCAUCUCGUACAAGGAGACGCCAUACAGGAAGCUGUGGACACGGAGCCGCGCUCAGCAGCGCCCCCACAGGGUCGCCACGGACAACGCCAAGGAAGCCACCCCGCUGCCUGACUCUCCUGUUGAAGACGUCAGACCGGCACGCAGAGGAAAAGGACUGCUACGCUUGGCACGGAAUUACCUCAUCCCCAUCUUCAUCCCUGCACUCUGGAUCUUGUGCGAGCCCUUGGUCCGUCAGAUGGCGGGCGGCCCCGCUCCCUCCAACGCGAUGGCCGGACGUGGCAACGAGCUCUUGGAGGAGGUUUACACAGCGUACAACGAGCUCAAAGAGCUUCUGCACAUACGCAAAGAGGACCCGUCGUGGACCUCCAUUCCCAACUACGCACUCCAGUCGGCGGGUGCCCGGGUGCUGUGCAGCGCCUCGUCGCUGCCGUACAUGGCGAAAGCGUUCCGCGUGCCCUUCCUGGGCCUGGUGCGCGUGCCCUUCCUGGGCUGGAGGGGAAAUGUCCCCUAUGUCUCCCGGGCACGAGUGGUCAUUGAGGGCAAGUCGGAGCUGAAUCCGGGCGACUGCUGGGCCUUCGCCGGCCAGCAAGGCAACCUCACGGUGGCCCUCUCGCACUCGGUGCUGGUCACUAGCGUCACCCUCGGACACAUCACCAGAAGCAUCUCGCCCACCGGCGACAUCCCGCACGCGCCCAAGGAAUUCUUAGUCUAUGGUUUGGUGUCUUUGGAGUCGGCGGCCGUGGAACUGGGAAGGUUCAAGUAUGAGCGGAUUGGGCCCGUGUUCCAAAAUUUCCAAAUAUCGCAGCCCAAAGGCGCCGGUGUGAGCACGCACGUGACGCUGAGCGUGCACAGCAACUGGGGCGACCCCACCUACACGUGCCUCUACAGCUUCAGGGUGCACGGAGCUCUGGCGUCCUGA
Molecule: messenger RNA, 1212 nt
Organism: Syngnathus typhle (broad-nosed pipefish)
Lineage: Eukaryota; Metazoa; Chordata; Actinopteri; Syngnathiformes; Syngnathidae
Product: SUN domain-containing protein 3-like
Exons: 9
Coding region: 232-1212 (326 amino acids)
Biological process (GO): nuclear envelope organization
Cellular component (GO): nuclear envelope
Molecular function (GO): protein-membrane adaptor activity
Source: RefSeq, a predicted model, not a curated record